GUACGAGGAGUGUGUUUACAGUCCUGCGUUUUGUCAAGCGGGCUUUUGAAUUAAGUACGCUAGCCUACGUCGAUUUAAAGUCAGCACGAUCACCUUGUCGCUGUACACUCUCAGGCAGUUGCAGUCGCUUUUUUUUUUUAGUUAUUCACGUCUCAUUAAACAGCUGUCGUUUUAGAUUAGAAGUUAAAAUCCGCGGCUCUUCUCUGAUGCAGUCCGUCCUCAGCUCUUAUCACCGUUUGUCCCGCACCAACCGGAAUGCACUGAUUUGCCGUACUGUGCUGCAUACCGUGGCUCCAACCCGACGGAUUUGGAUACAAACCAUCGCCAUUUGUCACUUUUGUGGAGACCGACAACGCGCGGGACUGCAGCGAUAAAUCAGCGCCAUACAAUGUAACUGAAAUGGGAAUGGGCUGAUGUGCAUUCAGGGUUCCUAGAGAAGCUGAAGAGAUGUCGGAGGCUGCAGAGAAGGGCCUGGACUGUGGGCCUCCCCAUCGGGGCUGUGAGCAUGACGACGGCGGCCUGCAGGGCAUUGUGAUCCAGCUCACUGGCACAGAGGGGGCGGGGGAAGACUCUGAGGACAGCGACUGCGUCUUUCUCCCUGACCUGCACCAGGGCACCCCCCUCAGGACAGUCCGGCCCCCCCGCCGCGCCGCGCCCACGCCCGUCCUGAGCGACCGCUCCGCCUCCGCCCCCGCCUUCCUCUCACCCCACCCCUCCCCGCCCAAACCGCUGCUCAGCCUCGUCAAGUCCCUCUCCACGGAGAUCGACCCCAAAGGCGCCUGCUCUUCCUCCUCGUCCCCCUCCUCUUCCUCCACCCUGCGGCCCAAGCCCCUCCUCAGCCUGGUCAAGUCCCUGUCCUCGGAGAUGUCGCGGCGCGAGCCCGAGGUGGCUCAGUCCCUGUCCGACUCCAAGCUCAACCUGCACGUGUGGAAGCAGCUGACCCAGGAUCAUCCCGCGGCCCCGCCCGUCCCCGCCCACGCCCCCGCCGACCCCUGGCCCGCCGAGCCAGAGCCCCGGGGCUUCUUCAAGGCCGAGCUGGAGGACACGCGGCGCAAGCUCUCCGAGGCCAUGCAGGAGCCGCUGAGCAUGCUCAGUAAGAUGAUCCGGGAGGACAGCCCUAAGCAGCAGCAGCAGAGUCGGUCGCCGGGGGCGACGGGGGCGAUGGACACUGCGGGGGGCGGGGCCGAGGACGGCGAUGCAGAGGGGGUGGAGAAGCAGGGCAGGAGGGCGUGGCGGGCAAAGUGUGCCCUGCCCAGCCCCUCCCCUGCCCCUGCCCUGUCCCGGGACAGCAGGUACGAGAUCUGCACGUACGGUGAUGUCAUCCAGGUGGUGGAGAUCGUGGGCCCAAGGCCUGAGGGGAACGGCGGAGGGGCACCUCAACAGGUACAGGGGCCCCGGGGCCCGGCCCGGCCCUCACUCUCUGGGUCGGGGCAGUGGCUGUUCUGCGUUUCGGCGCUGGCCUACAGCUUCUUCGUCCUGCCCCUGCCCUCCUACCUGGCAGGCCUGGCCCUGGGGCUGGCAGGAGGGUUCAUGCUGGGGCUGCUGGUGGUUCUGCUCCUGGCUCCCCGCCGCUCCUCACGGCGCCCCCUCAGGGUGCCCCCCUCCCUACAGGACAGCCUGCGCGCUGACACCCCUGCCCAGGAGCACAGACACCCCAAAAUCCUGCAGGGCUGGAUGAAUGAGAUGCAGGAGUACAAUCCAGAAAUGUACCACCCCUCCCUCACCCAGUCCGUCUACGCCACCCUGGAGGGGUCCCACUUGCAGCUGGCCUACCCCCGCACUAACAUCUCCCGCAGGGCCACCUUCCACGACCCCCUUCCUGACCCCGCCCAGGAGCCCGUAUUCAUCCGCUGGCGCCAGAUCCAGUUGGCUGGCAGCCAGGUGUUUCUGUUGCCCACGGUGCUGGCGCGAAAGAGGGUGUGGAACAAGAAGUACCCCAUCUGCAUAGCGCUGGCUGAGGAGGUGGUGGAGGAGGAGAAGGAGGUGGGGGAGGAGGCCGGAGGGGAGGUGCAGGAGGAGCAGGGGGAGAGGGCCGAGCAGGAUGGGUCCCCUGUCGCCAAGCUGGGGCCCCCCGUCACUCUCUUCCUGUUUGGCCGGACAGGUCGGGAGAAGGAGGAGUGGUUUCAGCACUUCUUGUCUGCCUCUAAGGCGAGGGACUGCGAUCAGGACAGUGGCUCCAAAUCCGACGUGUCAGCGCAGCAGGACUCCACCCCCGCAGGCCUGGCGCAGUGCAGCGGAGGGUCCAGCAGGGGGAGCUCUGAGGAUAUCCCCUCUCUCCUGAGGCUAAAGGACCUGGCGGGCAGCGUCCGGGAGAAGAUCCUGCUGGACUACAGCGCCUACAUGGCCCGCUUUGUGGUUUCAGAGGCCGGCAGUGCCCCACCCAGCCCCCCCCACAGCACUGGUGACAGUCCCACCGCCAAGGAGAAGCUCUAUGAGCCCGUCACUGGCAGUAACGGCGAAUCCCAGCCUGCGGCCACCCGAGGAGUCAACGCCCUCGUCGGCCGGAUCUUCUGGGACUUCCUCCGUGAGAAGUACUGGGCCAAUCAGGUGGCCCACAAAAUCCAGAAAAAGCUGACAAAAAUCCGGUUGCCGUACUUUAUGAAUGAACUGACCCUGACAGAGCUGGACAUGGGUACCUGCAUGCCGCAGCUGUUGAGCAUGUCCAGACCGACAGUGGACCACAGAGGUCUGUGGUUGGAGAUGGAGGUGAUGUAUACCGGCUCUCUGCAAAUGACCCUGGAGACCAAGAUGAACCUCUGUAAGCUGGGCAAGGAAGGCGGGGCCGAGGCUGACAGUGUGCCAGAGUCUGGCUGCAUGAGCUCCAGGCCCAGGUUGUGUAUUCUGGCAGACAGUGAUGAAGAGUCCUCAAGUGCUGGCUCCUCUGAUGAAGAGGAAGUGCCACCUUCUGAGCCCCAGGGGGUUCUGGGAGACAAGGGCACUCCACCGGGUGCUGAUGGUCACAGUGGCUGCAGCACGAGCAGGAAGAUUCUGAAGUUUGUGGACAAAAUUGCCAAGUCCAAAUACUUCCAAAAGGCCACUGAGAAUGAGUACAUCAAGAAGAAGAUCGAGGAGGUGUCCAACACACCCCUGCUUCUAACUGUCGAAGUGCAGGAGCUCUCUGGAACCCUGGCUGUUAACAUUCCACCACCCCCUACUGACAGGAUAUGGUACAGUUUCCGUGUUCCACCGCGAUUGGACCUGAGAGUGAGGCCCAUGCUGGGCGAGAGGGAGGUGACCUUCACGCACGUCACCGAGUGGAUUGAGAAAAAACUGCAGCGCGAGUUCCAGAAGGUGCUAGUGAUGCCGAACAUGGAUGACCUUUACCUGCCACUCAUGCACUCUGGGCUAGACAGUCCUCCAACCUCCCAGCAUUCCCCUGCCUCGUGCUCACGAGAGUCCUCCAUGGAUGUGGGAGAAAAGGAUGAGGUGGUGUCGGAGUAAUGCCGGCCCUUGGGUGGAGGUGUAUUGAAGAUGCAUCCCCUGCGAUUCGGACAGCCCACAGCUGUGCAUAACCGGGAGGACAACUCUGGUGCCUGCUGAAUAUUGAACCCACAGGUCCUAAGAGUGAAAGUCAGCAGCCUGGUGAUUGGAUGGGCCUGGUCUGGGUGUUUAGGUGGACAACAGCACCCUCUGGAGACUGGUGCUGGGAUGGCAUAAGUAGCGCUCACGUCGUUGAGCCUGCUGGGCAGGGGGUGUCAAAGUAAAUUUUUGAGGGCUGCAGUGUCUGCAGGUGUUCAUGGUUUCUUUUCAGUUUGCAGCCAAUUAAGGCCAUGAGAACAAGGUUUGUGGAUUCUUUAGCCAAUCAACAGGUUAAAUUAAUCAAUGGUGCUGAGAUAUGCUGAAAAUCUGCAGACAGCAGUGAAGUUUCCAUCCAAAUAUUUCACAAAUCAUAAGUCGAUAUCCGAAAAGUCGGCAAAAGAAAAUGCAAAUCAGUGUUUCCAUCAGCUACUGUUAUGUGAAUAUUUUGAAGAGGAUGGAAUAUGAUUACGUAAUCAAGUGUGCCAGCUGCCCCUUUUUUGGGCUUUCUGGAGUCUGUGCCAUGUCACCAUUUAUUCAAAAAAUGAAUAAUGAUUCUUUAUCGAUAUGCCAACUAUUCAUUCUCGACCAAGUGUUUUUUGUUUUCUUCAGCAAUGUUUUGCAAAAUGUUUAUUUUAAGCAUUUCAACUUCAAAAUUGGCAUAGAAACAGUUGGAUGGAAAGCCCUCCACUGUGGCUCUCCAGUGCUGGAUUCUGACACCCGCGCUGUAGAGUCUGUCCCAUGGUGUAGCAUGCAGUACAGAGCUGUGAUGCUCGGCUGAAUGUUGGCACAAGUCUCUGAAAUGCAGGCUGUGUUGCCAUGGUGCGCAGGAAGUGUCGGUACAGGAAGGAACCCUAUGUCUCCUGCAUGUGUGAUCCUUCCCUCUCGUCCUUCUGGAGCGGA
This is a messenger RNA of Conger conger (European conger), 4419 nucleotides long. RefSeq names its product testis-expressed protein 2-like. Gene Ontology annotation, cellular component: endoplasmic reticulum. The transcript is spliced from 12 exons. The record is from RefSeq and is a predicted model, not a curated record. NCBI's taxonomy places the organism in Eukaryota, Metazoa, Chordata, Actinopteri, Anguilliformes, Congridae. The coding region runs from base 448 to 3441 and encodes 997 amino acids. Gene Ontology annotation, molecular function: lipid binding.